UGUCAAUACCCAAGUUGCCGACGUGUGAUAACCGGUAACGUAUCAUUCGUCUGCCAUCUUUGGGCGCACAUAGCAACGUGGAAGGAAUAUGAUCCGAAAUCGCCUUCAUUUCCAAUACUCAGCGACAGUUCUAUCUCCACGGCACCGUCUAAAAGAAACGACGUUGAUAUCCUAUCGACUUGCCGACGCUGCACGCUCAUGUGUCCAUUCUGCACAUUCACCCUGGUUGUUCCCUCGUAUCAAAGAAAGCGACCAGUGAUCCGUAAUCUCGUCUGGGUUGUGAUCAUUGCGCGCUUGUCCUUUACAAAUAUUGCUGAUAAGCAGAAGCAUCGGAGGGAUCAUUCAGCGGUCAAUCCUAAAUGGACGAUGACGUACAGGAAUCCGGAGACUCGAUCUCGCCAGCGAAGUCGGCUAGUAUGUCAGGAGCAGAAACCUCAAUACCAGUGUAAACAGUGCGUAAACAACGCAGACGGGACUGCUUCUAAAAAGUGUAUUGCAUGUGUCACGCUCGCGUUCAACGAAAGUUUAUACGGAAAGAGGCGCAUGGCAACUGAUACUUCUGUUCGUCGAGGAAUCGAUGCACUGCAGUGCAGUCAACGUGGAUUGCGAUUCCACUGUCAGUGUGGAAUGCGCACGCGGAAUGGUAAUCGUAUGGCUCAACAUUUCUACUAUUGCAAUAAGGAUUUUGAGGUGAAUUGA
This is a messenger RNA of Ostertagia ostertagi, 699 nucleotides long. NCBI's taxonomy places the organism in Eukaryota, Metazoa, Nematoda, Chromadorea, Rhabditida, Trichostrongylidae. The record is from the annotation of a GenBank genome assembly.